Molecule: messenger RNA, 3693 nt
Organism: Schistocerca cancellata (South American locust)
Lineage: Eukaryota; Metazoa; Arthropoda; Insecta; Orthoptera; Acrididae
Product: thymidine kinase 2, mitochondrial-like
Exons: 6
Coding region: 333-1010 (225 amino acids)
Biological process (GO): nucleobase-containing compound metabolic process
Cellular component (GO): mitochondrion; cytoplasm
Molecular function (GO): deoxynucleoside kinase activity; ATP binding
Source: RefSeq, a predicted model, not a curated record
ACUCAGUAGUGUGAUGUGGAAAUAUGGGAAGUAAACUAUAAUGAUAAUGAAUUUUCUGAAAAGACAUGAGGUUUCACGUGUGUUUAUGGCGUAUAAGGAUGACAGAGGAUUACAGCUGAAGCUUUGUGACAAACUUAACAGUCCAGCUGCCACAUGGAUCCCUUUCGUUUGCAGAUUGCAGAAACUUUCCCAAUUCUGCUUCUGAUAUUUGCAGCUACAUCUCCAUUACUACAGAUAAGGCUGCCGAGAUACAGAUAUCAGUCAACAUCUUGUAGAACUUUGUUGCACUAGAAUUUGAAAUAUUUUCCCUAGUGAGAUUUCCUAAGCAGAAGAUGGAAAUAGAAAAAGAAAAUUGGAAUUUGAAGAAACCAUUUAAAGUGGCUAUUGAGGGAAACAUAGGCUCUGGAAAAUCCAAACUACUGGAGUAUUUCUCGAGGUUUCCUGCUGUUGAAACUUAUAAUGAACCCAUUGACGUCUGGCGUAAUGUGCGUAGUCAUAAUCUGUUGGGGCUUCUAUAUGAAGAUCUGAAACGAUGGAACUUCAUGUUUCAAAACUAUGUACAGUUGACACGAUUAUCUAUACAAACCCAAGAAAGUGCCAAACCUAUUCAAAUGUUUGAAAGAUCUGUUCAAAAUAACAGGUACUGUUUUGUAGAGAUGGCACAUCAACAAGGGCUUCUUGAAGAUCCUGAAUAUGAUGUUCUUUGUGAGGGUUAUGACUGGAUUAAGAGGAACAUGGAUAUUCAGCUAGAUCUGACAGUGUACCUGAAGUGUCCACCAGAGAUUGCCUAUGAGCGAGUAGUGCAACGAAGUCGUCCUGAAGAGAAAACAGCUGUUUCACUUGGCUAUUUGACAGAUCUGCACCACGCGCAUGAGCAGUGGCUAGUACAAAAUCCUCCAGCACAUAUAGUCACAUUGGAUGCAAGUGUAUGUCUGCCUGCAAUGGAGCAGCAGUAUGAAAAAGUGAGAACUGUGGUGCUGAACAGAAUUGCUGAAAUGACGAGACUGUGAAAGAAUCAUGGCAGUUGCAUUAUACAGGUUGUGUCUCUUAGGAGUUCGUCAGGCGCAUUUUCUCAUGUGUUUCGACAGAUAUCUGCUAUUUCGUGUCAGCAAUAUGAAGCUGUAGUCAGCCCAAACAAACUCCACUCAGCACAUCCUUCAUGCAAUGCCCAUUGUCGACGGAAAGCGUCGGUUUGUUACCCAUUACAAAGUAAAUGAUUUCUGAAGCAGAUUUUAUGCGCCCAUUCGAUAGAGGUGUCCCAAUUUAUUCUAGUACGAUAUUCGUUUCAUCGAUAAGCACUAAAAGGGGCAGUAAAGCACGAUGAAUGAAAAGUACUCCAGCUGCGACGAGGCAGCGCUACUGCGUAGUUGGGGCCAGUGUGGUCCAGAGCAGCGCUGUCGCUAGUACAGGUUAUUCUUUGGUUUUACUGCCCAUGUUAAUACAUAUCGAUGAAACGAAUAUUGCAAUACUCGAAUUCCUCCUUGAAAAUCAUUUUGUUUGUAACAGAAAACAAAUCAAUGCUUUCCAUUGACAAUGGAUAUUCCCUGAAAGACAUGAUGGGCAGCAUUCGUUUGGAUUGACUCCCACUGCACACUGCAAAAGGGAAACUGCAGAUAUCUGCACAAACAAAAGAGAUAAAGUUCUGGCGACUCUUAGGAGAGACACCCAGUAUAUAUUUUUGUUGUUAGUAAUUCCCAUUCCUCUUUGUAUGAUACACUUGUCAGGCUUCCACCCUCCACUGUCCUUCCCACCUGCCAACCAUUUAAACUGUUCACAGCUCCGAAUUUAUUUCACAAUUAUGUUGAAUGUAGCUUUUGAAUUUAGUUCGUGGGAAUUAACAGCGGAGGGUUGUAUGAUUCAUGUAGUUCAUAACUUCACCCUUGAGAUAACUGUUGAUAUUUGAAAAUAUUCUGAGAAAAGUCCAGAAUAUUCUUGUCCCUCAUUGACGAACAGAUCUCUCUUAGCAUAGUAUUAGUUGGAAGCCCUCUUUUUUCCUUCCAUUCACUAUCCAGUUCAGUAUACAUCUGGGAAAUUUUUCUUCUUACAUCAUUUUAAUGUACCAACGUCUUUUAAGUUGCUUCUGUUCAAUAAAAUCAGUAAUACUUCACUGAGUUUUCUUUUUCCUUGAUUAUUUCAUUUCAUGUUUUUUCUUCUCUUGGUAUUAUUGUUGAAUAUUCACAGAAAUUCCUCUCUGUUGCUAAUAGCUUUGAUUCAGUUGGCAUUUCAUCGUCAAAGUUCUAAAUGGUGUGCAAUAAUGCUUGUAGCUGUUGUUCUACGUAUUGUGAUGUAGUUGUUAUUCUUGUGUGUUUACUCCAAGGAAUUGAAUUUAACAAAAAAUCGUAGAUUUCUUGUCCAAAUUCAUUGUCUAGUUUUCUCUCAUUUGUCAUUUUCACCCUGGGUAUUUUUACCCUUUAGUAGGUGUUAUUGUGCUCACCCCUUCUUCCAGGGCUAGAUUUUCGUUUAUUACAACAAUUCUCGUACUUUUACAGCUUUUCUGUAAACCUGUAGUGUUUUCUGAGUAUAUUGUAUAUAAUCUGGAUGAAAUACAAUACUCCUGUUGUAAUAUUUUUGUAAAUUGGAAUUUACAUAUUUUAAUUUUUGAUAUUGACAUUUUGUGUAAAUUUUUGUAUUAUGUAUACUACUGCUGGAUUUUUUAGUUGAAUUAAAGAUUUCCAUAGAAUGGCUAAAUGUGCACUGUUAGGAACACUAAAUGAGCAGGUUGUAUUUGAACUCUUUUGUUUUGAUUUCUUUAUGGGCAAAAAUGUGAUCUGUGCAGCUUACUUCAUCUUAUUCAGUCUUUAUAUUCUUGUUUAAAAUGUUUAAUAAUUUACCAUAAAAUCUGCUUAAAUUGCAGCCUGCUGUUAUACCGUUAAAAUUUUUACAGUUACGAUGUCUUUUGUAAGUGAUACCAAAAUAUACACUACUUUCCAGUCACUUAGUAUAUACUGUGUGUUUAAAAGAUUCAGACAUCUCUUAACAGCUUUGUUUUAUAUAAGUGUUACACGAUAUGACUGACAGUACUUUUUUGUCAUAGAUGUUCUGUCUCAUUUUACGAAUAUAUUCCUACAUUUGGUGAUAAAAUUCGUGUGUGAAUAUUUUACCAUUGUCUUUUUUUUCGUAUUUUGUACACUGAAGUUAGUAAUAAAUUUCCGUUAUAUCUAGCAAUGUUCAGUAAAUGAAAAGUCAUCACGAUAUCAGAACACAUUUGUUGUUGUGUUGGAGUGUCUAUAAAGGCUUUAAUAUAAACAAUAUGUGUGUAUUGUAUAAGUGAUAUAGGAUGUUAAAAUACCUGUUCAUGGUAAGAUUCAUGAGCAACUCUUUCACAUAAUAGCUUUUAGUCUUCAUGUAACUGUCUCGGUCUUUACACAUUUUUAUAUUUUUUCUAGCAGUAAGAAGUGUGUAUUGAAGAAAGAUGUACAAUAGACUUAGUUGAAAUCAGAUUAUGAAAUUUCAAAAAUGACCUCAAUGAACAGUUCUUAAUAAUACUAGUGUUUAGUCUUUCUCAAGCAGCUGCCUGUACUCUCGGUCAUUCUAUAUUAUUUUGUGUAGCACUCAUCAGCAACAAUAUUGAAAAAGAUCUGAUUUUUACUUAAUUUUUAUCCAAAAGUAAUUUCAGUUAUAUUUGUACUUGAGAAUUAUUGGUCAGUUUUUGUUGUAGGAAUUUCUGUAGAGCUCUUAUUAAAAAUAUUUUAA